AUGGCGGGAAAACAAAAACCUAAACCAAAUCCUGACCAAGACUAUCGUGCACCUCAGAGAGAGAUGGCGGAGGCGGAGAAAGAGACGGCGGUGACUGACAAGGUGGCGGGGGUCGCAGAAGAGCUGCCGAAGGCUAUCGUGCGCCGGCUGGUAAAGGAUAAGCUAUCCCAGCUCUCAGAUUCCGAAAUCUCAGUUUUCCGCGAGGCACUUGAAGCCUUCUCUGACAGCGCUCGUAUCUUCGUCCACUAUCUCUCCGCCACUGCAAAUGACAUUUGUAAGGAGUCAAAGAGACAAACAAUCAACGCAGAAGAUGUAUUUAAGGCACUGGAAGAGAUAGAGUUUUCAGAUUACGUUGGGCCACUAAGAGCAUCUCUUGAAGGACAGAGAUAUGACACCCAAGCAUCGAGAUCCAGGCUUAUAGGUGCCAUUCUGAGCAUUAUAGAGUUUUUUGUCUCGAGAUGGAGCGCCUGA
Fraxinus pennsylvanica is the source of this 471-nucleotide messenger RNA. The record is from the annotation of a GenBank genome assembly. Lineage: Eukaryota; Viridiplantae; Streptophyta; Magnoliopsida; Lamiales; Oleaceae.